UAGGCCUUGUUAGUGAGCAGAUUUCGAUCAUCUUCUGUUUGUAUUACGCUUUUCCCAGACGCAUGCGAAGGUAUCUUUGAAAAGGAGAAAUGUCGUCGACUCAGUAUGAAUAUUGUCCAGAUCCAGAGGAUAGUGAUCUGGUUUUCAACAUUCCCUCAGGAAAGUACGCUAAAGAAUCUGCUGUGGAAAUCAACGAACCUGCAUCUGAUUUGGAUGAAGCUCCAGAUGAAGUUUCCUUUAGUAAAGCAAAAACUGCUGCACUAUCAAUUCUUAAUGCAGAAGAACAGAUGAAGAAAACUACGAAGGGAGAAAAGAAAAAGCAGGGUCAGAAAAAGGAAGCAUUAAUGAAAGAACAGAAGCAUAAACAUUUACAGUCAUUGGUUUCAAAAAGACUACCUAACAAUCUGGUGGAUACAAUUUCUGCUCAGCCCAUGCAAUUCCAAGAAGGAAGUAAAGUAAAACGGAGAAAGGAAUUUAAAUCAAAGGACACAUCAAGCAAACACAUAAGAUUUGAACAUUACAUACCACUGGAGACAGAUGAUGUAACAUCACCUGAUUUUAGUGUAGCAAUCCUUGCAUCAAAAAAAUGGAAGAACAAGUUUUCUAAACCUGGUUUUAGCAUUGCAACAAAUUUUCGCCAGCAAAUGUUGUAUGGUCAAAAAAAUCAACGACAAUCAACCAAGAAAAUUGAUCAGGCCAGACUAAAGCAGACUUUAUCGGGGAAAAGUCAAUUAGUAGGUUGCUGAUGUGUUUAUGUAUCUAAUGAUGAAACUGUCUGCAUUGUUAAAAUAAAUGACGUAAACGCAUGUGAA
Molecule: messenger RNA, 812 nt
Organism: Daphnia carinata
Lineage: Eukaryota; Metazoa; Arthropoda; Branchiopoda; Diplostraca; Daphniidae
Exons: 4
Coding region: 90-746 (218 amino acids)
Source: RefSeq, a predicted model, not a curated record